Molecule: messenger RNA, 5271 nt
Organism: Pseudoliparis swirei
Lineage: Eukaryota; Metazoa; Chordata; Actinopteri; Perciformes; Liparidae
Product: CSC1-like protein 2
Exons: 15
Cellular component (GO): plasma membrane
Molecular function (GO): calcium-activated cation channel activity
Source: RefSeq, a predicted model, not a curated record
AUGUUGCUCCGAACGCACAGAGUUUAAUUUGUUGUUAAUCUCUUGAUAACUUCCAUCCAUUCUCAUCCGCUUAUUCCGGGGUCGGGUCUCGGGGGCAGCAGACCCAGACUUCCCUCUCGCCCGCAACCCUUUCCAGCUCGUUCUGGGGCCCCGAGGCGUUCCCAGCCGGGAGAUGUACUCUCUCCAGCGUGUCCUGGGUCUUCCCCGGGGUCUCCUCCCAGUCUUGAUAACUUGUCACACUUUAUUUCAAAUGAAUCUGGAUUAAUCUCGAGGAAAAAACAUCUCCCCAAAACAUGGAACUGUAAAGCUGCAGUAGUUGCUGCAGCGCCCCCUGCUGUCUGCAUGUUGUCAUAGCAGGAGGCUCGGGGUGCAUGGCGAGCCCGUUGAGGAGGUUAGUGACAUCACACGUCCCGACCGGAGCAGUUCAUUGGUCCAUAUCUUCUCAACAGUCAGAUACCAACAAGCGUUUGAUAACGUCGAUGAUGACGAACCAAUCACGACGCGCACGUCUAGUGAGGCGUUCAGGGGGAGUGGAAGAAAACGCUUUUUACUCGAUUCAAAAUGGCGGAUGAUCUCAUACAGGAUAAUAAUAGUACACAAUAACGAUAGGUCCUUGAUGUUGAUGAACAUAUUACAUGUUGAUGUGGAUCAGAUCCUGAUCAGGUUCUCGUGGUUCCCCCUCAGGGACGAGGAGAUCCGGGAGAAGUGUGGAGAAGACGCCGUCCACUACUUGUCGUUCCAGCGCCACAUCAUCGGGCUGCUGGUCGUCGUCGGGGUUCUGUCCGUCGGCAUCGUGCUGCCCGUCAACUUCUCCGGAGACCUUCUGGAAAACAAUGCUUACAGCUUCGGACGCACGACGAUAGCUAACCUGAAGUCUGGCAUGAGGAGGCACACCUCCAAGAUGCACUACAAGGAACCUUUGGUGAGGGCCCCCAGGUCAGAUAAAAAGACCCCGGGAAAAGGGAAGUACCCACAGAGGAAGUACCCACACAGGAAGUACACCCUCUGGUUCUCAUCCAUGGUUCUUGACUUGCAGGAGGAGGCGGUGAGCUACUACACCAAGACGGAAUCCAAGCUGAAGGAGGAGUACCGGAAGGAGAAGGAGAAGGUCCACACCAAACCGCUGGGCAUGGCCUUCGUCACCUUCCAGAACGAGUCCAUGACGGCCAUCAUUCUGAAGGACUUUAACGCCUGUCAGGUUCAGGGCUGCCGGUGUCGCUUAAUGGGCCAACGCUCCUCUCAGUUCAGCCCGGCCGCUGCGAUUUACAACUGGGCGUCUCAAAUGUGCGCCCGACCCAUGAGAGCGGAGCACCUGUCGCUGGGCGGAGUCUCCUGGUGGAUCCGCUGCUUCAUCAUCAACUGCAUCCUCUUCCUCCUGCUCUUCUUCCUCACCACCCCCGCCAUCAUCAUCUCCACCAUGGACAAGUUCAACGUCACGAAGCCGGUGGAGUACCUCAACAACCCCAUCGUCACGCAGUUCUUCCCCACGCUGCUGCUCUGGGCCUUCUCCGCCCUGCUGCCCACCAUCGUCUACUACUCGGCCUUCUUCGAGGCCCACUGGACCAGGUCUGGAGAGAACCGGACCACGAUGCAUAAGUGUUACACGUUCCUGAUCUUCAUGGUUCUGCUGCUGCCGUCUCUUGGACUCAGCAGUCUGGAUGUUUUCUUCCGCUGGCUCUUCGAUAAGAAGUUCCUGGACGAUGUCACGGUCAGAUUUGAGUGCGUCUUCCUGCCGGACAACGGAGCGUUCUUCGUGAACUACGUCAUCGCCUCGGCGUUCAUCGGGAACGCCAUGGACCUGCUGAGGAUCCCCGGACUGCUCAUGUACAUGAUCCGCCUCUGCCUGGCCCGCUCGGCCGCAGACUGAGCCGACGUCAGAAGGCACCAGGCCUACGAGUUCCAGUUCGGCGUGGCGUACGCGUGGAUGAUGAACGUGUUCACCGUGGUGAUGGCGUACAGCAUCACCUGUCCCAUCAUCGUGCCCUUCGGCCUGAUGUACAUGCUGCUGAAGCACCUGGUGGACAGGUACAACAUGUACUACGCCUACCUGCCCUCCAAGCUGGACAAGAAGAUCCACUCGGGGGCCGUGACCCAGGUGGUGGCGGCGCCCAUCCUCUGCCUCUUCUGGCUGCUCUUCUUCUCCACCGUGCGCACGGGUUUCGAGACGCCGACCUCCAUGUUCACCCUGGUGGUCCUGAUCAUCACCAUCGUGGUCUGUCUGUCUCACGUCUGCUUCGGACACUUCAAGUACCUCAGCGCUCACAACUACAAGAUUGACACCAAGGACAACGAAGUGGACACCGUCGAGAACGGACGUCCAGUUCGUCCCUCGUCCUCCCCCAUCACCAAGUCUCAGCAGCAGCAGCAGCAGCAGAUGUACAUCGCUCAGGUCCUCCAGGACCCGACCUCGGACGAGCCGGCCUCCGCCGCCGCCAUCAGCGGCGGCGGCGGCGGCGAGGAGGACCGAGGGUCGUCCCAAGACGAGGAGCUGCUGAACGGAGGGAGCAGCAUCAACGAGGCGGAUUUUCAGUCAGGGGAGGACAGUCUGAUCGCCAACGAGGUCCACCACUAGCCAUGGUGGAGCUACAGGGAGGGGGCGGAGCUAGUUGAGGGUCCAACCCACACACAGACUGAUGGUUAGCUCCUCCCACUCCCAGCUCGAAGACUUGACCUUGACCGUUGGCGCCGGGUCGCCGACCUGCACGUCUGUGGACACCUGGUGGACACCUGGUGGACAUCGGACGUCCUCCACAUGAAGACCUGAACACAACCUUUGAUUUAUUUAUCUAUAUUUGUUUUUCUCAGGGGCGGCGGGGUUUAAAUAUUCGUCCCUCGGAUGGGUUUCUGUUCGCACUCGUGUCUUGACUCCUGAUCCCACCGCAGGCUGCCGGGACUCCACCUGUCGAGGGGUCGAAGCUGAUGCUGACUCUUUCUUCGUCUAGUGGACGCUCCAAAUGAUCCACCAAUACCCAACACUACCACCCACCACCACCGCCAACACUACCACCCACCGCCAACACCCAACACUACCACCCACCGCCAACACCCAACACUACCACCCAACACUACCACCCACCGCCAACACCCAACACUACCACCCACCAACACCCAACACUACCACCCACCGCCAACACCCAACACUACCACCCACCGCCAACACCCAACACUACCACCCACCGCCAACACCCAACACUACCACCCACCGCCAACACCAAACACCCAACGCCACCGCCAACACCCAAUACUACCACCCACCGCCAACACCCAACACUACCACCCACCGCCAACACCCAACACUACCACCCACCGCCACCGCCAACACCCAACACUACCACCCACUGCCAACACCCAACGCCACCGCCAACACCCAAUACUACCACCCACCGCCACCGCCACCGCCAACACCCAACGCCAACACCACCAACCACUGCCACCAACUUCACCAUCCCCAUUGACAUUGGAUGCUCCACCACCAGCUCUCGUAGCUUCACCGUCUCUUGACCUGGACGUUUAUCUUUUACCUGGUGAGGGUCCGCUGCAUGUCGUUAAAAGUUCCCUCUGGAUCCUUUGAGGGACGUCACAGACCAUAAAGGCCUCUGAUCCCAGUAUGGAUCCAUUGGGGGACUUUGGAGACCAGAGGUCCUGAUCCCAGGAUGGAUCCAUUGGGGGACUUUGGAGACCAGAGGCCUCUGAUCCCAGUAUGGAUCCAUUGGGGGACUUUGGAGACCAGAGGUCCUGAUCCCAGUAUGGAUCCAUUGGGGGACUUUGGAGACCAGAUGUCCUGAUCCCAGGAUGGAUCCAUUGGGGGACUUUGAAGACCAGAGGUCCUGAUCCCAGUAUGGAUCCAUUGGGAGACUAUGGAGACCAGAGGUCCUGAUCUCAGCAACACGUCCUUCUCCUUUCUGUUGCACCCCAACAACCCUGAAUCAUUAACACCAAAACUCUUUUCAUUCAUGAGGACUCAAUGAAGGACUUUAGGCCCUCUGACCGCAGCAGAGUCAGGUAGACGCUCCUUGUCCAGAUAGCAUGAAGCUAUCAAGACCCUCGCGAGUGAGAGAGAGACAUCACCAGUAACCACAAACAUGUUUCACUUGAUUCCUCUGGAGUCCAGUUCGUAGGACAUGUUUAGCUUAGCUUAGCUUAGCACAGCACGAAGACAGGAAGCAAGAAGUCAGAUGUUUCUUCUCUUAGAGACCAAAAUAUUAGCUUCUCUUCGCAGCUAGUUUCGGGUUUCCUUAUCUUGGUUUGCUGUUAGCUGGUUUAGCUAACGCUUCUGUUUUCUCCUCAGAACUAAAUGCUAUUGUUUAGCAUGCUAGCUAGUAGACACUAUAAAUAUUUAAUUUGCUGCAACACUAAGCCCCUGACUCAUUGUGCUAAACUAGGCUACGGUAAGCCCUGAGUCAUUGUGCUAAACCAGGCUACGGUAAGCCCUGAGUCAUUGUGCUAAGCUAGGCUACGGUAAACCCUGAGUCAUUGUGCUAAGCUAGGCUACGGUAAACCCUGAGUCAUUGUGCUAAGCUAGGCUACGGUAAACCCUGAGUCAUUGUGCUAAGCUAGGCUACGGUAAGCCCUGAGUCAUUGUGCUAAGCUAGGCUAAUCAUGUCACCAGAUGUUUUCACCGUAAAAAGUUAAAUCCGGUAUCUUCAUCUCUUUGAGAAUUCUCUCAAACUUCAGCUUCAGGACGGCGUGAAGUCUGUUUCCCACAAUCCUCGUGGUGCUGGACGCCGGCUUCUGUGUGUCUCUGUGUGUGUGUGUGUGUGUGUCUCUGUGUGUGUGUGUCUGUGUGUGUGUGUCUCUGUGUGUGUGUGUCUGUGUGUGUGUGUGUGUGUGUCUGUGUGUCUCUAUGUGUGUGUGUGUCUCUGUGUGUGUGUCUCUGUGUGUGUCUGUGUGUCUCUGUGUGUGUCUGUGUGUGUGUGUGUCAGCUGGACUAUGAAGGCUCCGUGCUGGAGGACCUGCUACUUUGUGUGUUGUGAUGUUUUUAUUUUCUUGUUUACUCUUCACCUGCAGCUCAGAUUUAAAGGGCCAGCGCUACGGACAAACCCUCCCCACGUCUACUGAAGCAGAACAAACAACAACAAUUAUAGUGAUCCGCUUGUUAAACCCUGAGUCCAGAGGUCACUGAAGGGGUCAAAGGUCGAGAGCUGCUCUUUGCUUUUUUAUUUUUAUUUUUUACAGACGAGUGAAACGUGGAAUAAUGAAAUGUAAAUAGCUCUUUAACUUAUGGUUAUAUUUAUUUGUGUGUUCCUGAUGAAUAAACUGGCUUUCAUCCGU